AUGACAAUAACAUUGCCCACAUCGUCUGGCCGACAGGUGGGACCAAGACCUAUCGGACUUGAGGAACGGACGCGCAGCCAGGUAUAUCACCACCGCGUGACCCUGCUCUCACGCUCAGGCGCCGGAACCGGUGGUCUCUGGGCUGGCAUAACCAUCGAAAUCUGGGUUCCCAACCUGUACCCGGCGGCGUACUUUAACGGAUCGAUUAGAACCGCAGUCGUCAGAGUUCUUGGCUUGGGCGAAGAUUGGUUUAUGCACAUGGGUAGCGUUGCGUUGGGUCAGCCAGGCUCGUUGACGUUGGGAGGCUAUGAAGAGAACCGCAUUUUGGGACAAGCAGCGGCGUUCUUUAUAGAUACCGAGCUCCCCCGAGUCUUCCUUGUUGACGUCCUUCUCGACUUUGAAACUGAAGAGUCACCGUACAACACGACUGUCGGAAGCGUAUGGCAAAAUGUCAAUCUUCCCGAUACCGCCCGGAGUGUGGUUAAGCAGUUUGGCGGCGCUUCUGGUUCUGCUAUGGUCCUCCCGAACGCGGCGGUCUCUUACUUGUACCUCCCACCCGAAGUAUGCGAGGCUGCGGCGUCCCAUCUCCCCGUCCGCCGGGUGUCGGAAAUCGGCUUGUACGUGUGGGAUUUCCAAGGAGAUCCGAUCGGAACCGCCCGCUUUGUCAAUUCUCCGGCCUACAUGGCCUUUGUCUUUUCCGACGAAGUGUCAAGGAACCUCACCAUCAAGAUCCCCUUCAAGUUACUGAAUCUCACCAUAGACCGCAUACCCUCGAGAGAGAGCGCCGUGAACUGGGAACUGGAUUCGUACUGGCCCUGCAAGCCGUGGACCGCAGCAGACCUUGACGCUUCGUUGUCGCAGGGCCGGUACCAAUUGGGUCGAGCUUUUCUGCAAGGUACCUUUACCGGAUUCAACUACUACCGGAGAUGGUUUUACAUGGCACAAGCGCCAGGGCCAGGAAUGGCACAACGAAUCAUUGUCAAGGACGACGUCUGGGACUCACGGUCGAGAUCUGCGGAUACUUUUGCCGAUACCUGGAGGGCAUCUUGGACGGAAGUCCAGUUAGAGACUGAAAGGCCAUCGGGCAUACCCCUCGACGCCAUCGGCUUCAAUUCCACUUCCACCGGCAGAUUAGGAACGGGUGCAAUCGCUGGUAUUGCGGUCGGGGCGGGAUGUAGUCUGGUUGCGACGGUGGCCGCGCUGUGGUUCUUUUGCUGGCGGGCUCGGAGGAAGAGGGAUGACGACGACGUAGGUGGCGAUCGCGGUCGCGGCGUCCACGAUGUAUAUGUCUUCACCGGAGGCAAGGCGGAAAUAGACGGAGAGGGAAUGCCAAUGUCAGGACUGGCGCAUCGUGGCCCGAAGUCCGCGUUGGGCGGGCAAGAGCCUCAGGAGCUGCCGAAGCCCUUCACCUCGCUGAUGAACGGCAGCCCCGGCCCAAUUCGCAUGGUUUUUGAACUACCGGGUGCCGACAUGGUUUCUCAUGAGAAGGGAGGCGGAGAUAAGAGGCCCAUAUCAGUGUAA
Molecule: messenger RNA, 1521 nt
Organism: Colletotrichum orchidophilum
Lineage: Eukaryota; Fungi; Ascomycota; Sordariomycetes; Glomerellales; Glomerellaceae
Exons: 3
Coding region: 1-1521 (506 amino acids)
Source: RefSeq, a predicted model, not a curated record